Molecule: messenger RNA, 1946 nt
Organism: Phacochoerus africanus (Common warthog)
Lineage: Eukaryota; Metazoa; Chordata; Mammalia; Artiodactyla; Suidae
Gene: SLC35H1
Product: solute carrier family 35 member C2
Exons: 10
Coding region: 397-1491 (364 amino acids)
Biological process (GO): UDP-glucose transmembrane transport
Cellular component (GO): Golgi apparatus; cis-Golgi network; endoplasmic reticulum-Golgi intermediate compartment
Molecular function (GO): antiporter activity
Source: RefSeq, a predicted model, not a curated record
ACCUCUGGGAACGUGAAAGCCACCAUGCAGAGGCCUGCAGCUGCAACCCGGUUGUGCUGGCAGCUGGCAAACCAUGGCCAUACGUGAUGUAGUUUUCCCCAGCCGGGAACUCGUGGUACUGUUUUAUCAAAAACAGUUCAACCUCCCCUGAGUCCUCAGCCCUGGGGUCCGGCGAACCGUGUAUGCAGUGGAUCAUGGAGCGGGUCGGCUCAGGCCACCAGCCCCUUAGGUGAGGACAGUGCCUGGGGCUCAGCAGACAGUCCUGGAUCAUGGAGGCCGAGAGCGCGCCAGCCGGGAGACUUUCCUGUUGAAAGUCGUGGGCCCAGCUCGACCGGCCGUCUUCAGGAGAGGCGCCGCCCCCCACGGACCAGAGCUGGGGAGCUGCCGCUUCCGCGGAUGGGGAGGUGGGCCCUCGACGUGGCCUUCCUGUGGAGGGCGGUGUUGACGCUGGGGCUGGUCCUUCUCUACUACUGCUUCUCCAUCGGCAUCACCUUCUACAACAAGUGGCUGACCAAGAGCUUCCACUUCCCCCUGUUCAUGACGAUGCUGCACCUGGCCGUGAUCUUCCUGUUCUCCGCCCUGUCCCGGGCCCUGGUUCAGUGCUCCAGCCACAGGGCCCGCGUGGUGCUCAGCUGGACCGACUACCUCAGAAGAGUAGCUCCCACGGCACUGGCGACAGCGCUCGACGUGGGCUUGUCCAACUGGAGCUUCCUCUAUAUCACCGUCUCGCUGUACACAAUGACCAAAUCUUCGGCUGUCCUCUUCAUCCUGAUCUUCUCUCUGAUCUUCAAGCUGGAGGAGCUGCGAGCGGCGCUGGUCUUGGUGGUUCUCCUCAUCGCCGGAGGCCUCUUCAUGUUCACCUACAAGUCCACGCAGUUCAACCUCGAGGGCUUUGCCUUGGUGCUGGGUGCCUCGUUCAUCGGCGGCAUUCGCUGGACCCUCACCCAGAUGCUCCUGCAAAAGGCGGAACUUGGGCUCCAGAACCCCAUCGACACCAUGUUCCACCUGCAGCCACUCAUGUUUCUGGGGCUGUUCCCUCUCUUUGCUGUAUUUGAAGGUCUCCAUUUGUCCACAUCUGAGAAAAUCUUCCGUUUCCAGGACACCGGGCUGCUCCUGCGGGUUCUGGGGAGCCUCUUCCUUGGCGGGAUUCUCGCCUUUGGUUUGGGCUUCUCCGAGUUCCUCCUGGUCUCCAGAACCUCCAGCCUCACUCUCUCCAUUGCCGGCAUUUUUAAGGAAGUCUGCACUUUGCUGUUGGCAGCUCAUCUGCUGGGCGAUCAGAUCAGCCUCCUGAACUGGCUGGGCUUCGCUCUCUGCCUCUCGGGGAUAUCCCUGCACGUGGCCCUCAAAGCCCUGCACGCCCGAGGUGAUGGCGCCCCUAAGUCCCUGAAAGGGCUGGGCUCCAACCCCGACCUGGAGCUCCUGCUCCGGACCAGCCGGCCGGACGAAGAGGACAACGAGGAGGAGUACUUUGUGGCCCAGGGGCAGCAGUGACCAGCCAGGGCACCAGCUUAGAAGCAGGCCACUCCCCAACCUUAACACGCCUCGGCCGCUCCGGGACCCAGUAGCCUGUCGGGGGAGCAGGGGGCCCGGCACCUCCCGGGCUGGGCCUCGGAGAGCACGUGACCACGCAGUGGUGGGACCAGGGUAGGGAGCUGCUCAAAUGGGUGAGCCCCAGGCCGGCCUCUCGGUGCUGGCCGGGGCAGGGGCCCGAGCUGUGCUGGCGUCACAGCGGGCCAGGGGAGUGGGCUGUUCUCAGCCGCCCGCCAGGCCCCGGGUGCCAGGAUGGUGAUUUGGAGUUCUGACGGGUUGCUAAGGGGACAGGGUGUGGACUGCAGAACGUUAGACAUGGGGGAUGGAGACGCUAGGGCCUGGUCACCUGGAGAGCAGAGAUCUGCUCCCAGAGAGCAGAUCUAUUUAUAGUUUGGAAAUAAAGGGUUUCCGGUCCA